AUGGAGGAGUGAAUCAGCUUGGGGGGGUUUUUGUGAAUGGACGGCCACUCCCAGAUGUAGUCCGCCAAAGGAUAGUGGAACUUGCCCAUCAAGGUGUCAGGCCCUGCGACAUCUCCAGGCAGCUUCGGGUCAGCCAUGGUUGUGUCAGCAAAAUUCUUGGCAGGUAUUAUGAGACAGGAAGCAUCAAGCCGGGGGUAAUUGGAGGAUCCAAACCAAAGGUUGCCACUCCCAAAGUGGUGGAAAAAAUCGCUGAGUACAAACGCCAAAACCCUACCAUGUUUGCCUGGGAGAUCAGGGACCGGCUGUUGGCAGAGCGAGUCUGUGACAAUGACACCGUGCCCAGCGUCAGCUCCAUCAACAGGAUCAUUCGGACAAAAGUACAGCAGCCCCCCAAUCAGCCGGUCCCAGCUUCCAGUCACAGCAUAGGUAUUCAGGAGUCUCCAGUGCCGAACGGCCACUCACUUCCAGGCCGGGACUUCCUCCGGAAGCAGAUGCGGGGAGACCUGUUCACACAGCAGCAGCUGGAGGUGCUGGACCGCGUGUUUGAGAGACAGCACUACUCUGACAUCUUCACCACCACGGAACCCAUCAAGCCAGAACAGACCACAGAGUAUUCAGCCAUGGCUUCACUGGCUGGAGGCCUGGAUGACAUGAAAGCCAACUUGACGAGCCCCACCCCCGCUGACAUCGGGAGCAGCGUUCCAGGCCCACAGUCCUACCCUAUUGUCACAGGCCGAGACUUGGCAAGCACAACCCUCCCGGGGUACCCUCCACACGUCCCCCCCGCUGGACAGGGCAGCUACUCUGCACCGACGCUGACAGGAAUGGUGCCUGGGAGUGAAUUUUCUGGAAGUCCCUACAGCCACCCUCAGUAUUCUUCCUACAAUGAUUCUUGGAGGUUCCCCAACCCAGGGCUGCUUGGCUCCCCAUACUAUUACAGCGCUGCAGCCCGAGGAGCGGCCCCACCGGCCGCAGCCACCGCCUAUGACCGUCACUGACCCUCAGAG
Molecule: messenger RNA, 1007 nt
Organism: Mus caroli (Ryukyu mouse)
Lineage: Eukaryota; Metazoa; Chordata; Mammalia; Rodentia; Muridae
Source: RefSeq, a predicted model, not a curated record